AAGACGGUGAUCACGUGACCCGCCACCAUGGAGCAUGGAUCUAUGGAGGGGAAGACGGUGAUCGUGACCGGCGCCAACAGCGGGAUCGGCAGAGCCACGACGGCGGCCAUCGUGAAGCUCGGCGGCCGCGUCAUCAUGGCCUGCCGGGACCACGGCCUCGCGUUGGAGGCUGCCCGGGAGAUCGUGCAGGAGACCGGAGCGGAGCAGAGCCAGGUGUCGGUGAAACACCUGGACCUGGCGUCGCUGGCGUCGGUGCGCGCCUUCUGCCACGAGGUUAUACAGACGGAGUCCCGGCUGGACGUGCUGAUCAACAACGCCGGCGUGUACCAGUGCCCUCUGACCCGGACGCAGGACGGGUUCGAGCUGCAGUUCGGCGUCAACCACCUGGGCCACUUCCUGCUGACGCACCUGCUGCUGGAGCUGCUGCGCCGCUCGGCGCCGAGCCGCGUCGUCGUGGUGUCCUCGCGGCUCUACAAGCGCGGGACCAUCGACUUCUCCGACCUGAACAGCGAGCGCUCGUACGACCGCGCCGCCGCCUACGCGCGCAGCAAGCUAGCCAACCUGCUGUUCUGCGGCGAGCUGGCGCGGCGGCUGCAGGGCAGCGGCGUGACGGCCAACGCGCUGACGCCCGGCAUGGUCAACACCAACCUGGGCCGCCACGUGGCCGUGCCGGCGCUGGCCCGGCCGCUGGCCGCCCUGCUGGCCCGGGGCCUGCUCCGGACCCCCGAGCAGGGGGCCCAAACCUCCGUGUUCCUGGCCGUCAGCCCCGAGGUGGCCGGGGUCACGGGGAAGUGCUACGCCGACUGCAAACCUCAGGUCCUGCUGGACCGGGCCUCGGACCCCGACCUGGCCGGGAAACUGUGGGACAUCAGUGAGGUCAUGGUGGGGAUCACCACGUGACCC
Molecule: messenger RNA, 903 nt
Organism: Cololabis saira (Pacific saury)
Lineage: Eukaryota; Metazoa; Chordata; Actinopteri; Beloniformes; Belonidae
Product: retinol dehydrogenase 14-like
Exons: 2
Coding region: 28-900 (290 amino acids)
Source: RefSeq, a predicted model, not a curated record